AUGUCUGCUCCGGUUGGAUAUGGCCUAUUGUUGGAGUGUCCAUACAAUAAAGCGCACAGAGUGCGGCCUACGGCAAUGGCCAGACCCCUUUUCAAGUGUUGCAAGAUAUAUCCGGACACACAGUUUGUAAUUUGUCCGUUCAACCAUGCACACAGGAUAGCGGAAUCCGAGCUAAAGAUGCACACCGCAACUUGUGAAGAUAGAGCUAACUUUCACCUGUAUAAGUAUUGUCUAACGACGGCUGCUGCCACAGCCACAUACGGUACUACCGAAGCGCUGCAGGAACCGGAAUUGAUCUAUAAUAAUGAAGAUCCGAUUGGGCCGAGAAAAGUACGUGGUAAUAGUGACGAUGAUGAAUGCUGGGACGAUCUGCGCUUUCCAGCAUACAAUCCACAGGAGUACUGUGCCAACGCCAAAAUCAUCCGCAAGGCUACACGGAAAACACCUGCGGAAAAAAGAAAAUUCUACGAAGAAGAAACCCAACGGCAUCAGGAACUGGAUGCAAAAAUAAAGCGAGAAAAGGAGAAGGUGAUGAUAGUUACGGCUCAAGAUCGUGCUCACCAAUAA
Messenger RNA from Sabethes cyaneus, 567 nucleotides. RefSeq names its product gametocyte-specific factor 1 homolog. Lineage: Eukaryota; Metazoa; Arthropoda; Insecta; Diptera; Culicidae. Bases 1 to 567 code for a protein of 188 amino acids. The record is from RefSeq and is a predicted model, not a curated record. The transcript has a single exon.